This is a messenger RNA of Juglans regia (Persian walnut), 1320 nucleotides long. RefSeq names its product protein CHROMOSOME TRANSMISSION FIDELITY 7. Gene Ontology annotation, molecular function: protein-lysine-acetyltransferase activity. Gene Ontology annotation, cellular component: nucleus; chromatin. The transcript is spliced from 6 exons. Bases 124 to 1227 code for a protein of 367 amino acids. Gene Ontology annotation, biological process: mitotic sister chromatid cohesion. Lineage: Eukaryota; Viridiplantae; Streptophyta; Magnoliopsida; Fagales; Juglandaceae. The record is from RefSeq and is a predicted model, not a curated record.
GAAAGCUAAUUGACCAAAUUCAGAUGGCGCCCCAAAGCCAAAACGCCAAACGGCCAAAAACCAUAAACGAAAACACGAAGAGGCAGCAAUCCAAAGAACCAAAAGGCAUCAUUCGUUUUAUUCAUGCAAUCCAAGAUCAGUUCAUUCUUCAAACCAUCUGCUUCUAUUGGACCCAAGUCGCUGAUUUCUGACGGCGACGACGAUGACGACGAAUUGACGUAUUGGGAGAAGAAAGAACAUCAUUUUUUCAGUACGUACUCGCGUAGAGCUCAAAAACCACACAGUGAAUCCAGCACUUUAGGGUCAGUCAGCCAAACGCUGAAGAAACCCAUUUGCGAUGAUUCGUGUCUAAAGCCGCAAUCAACGGCAUCUGGAAGACCAAUUAACAAGAAGAAGAAGAGAAGCUAUGCGCAGUUCCAUUUAGAUUUGGGUCAGUCUGAUUUUAUCCUACACACAUGUUCCGAAUGUGGGCUCAAGUACGCUGCUGGAGAGGAAGACGAUGAGAAGGCUCACAAGGCAUUUCAUAGGGACUAUACCCAUGGGAUCCCGUUCAAGGGUUGGUGCAAUGAAAGGGUUAUUCAUAUGCCUUGUACUGAAGGGGAUCGAAUCAUUUUGGUGUUAGAUUGUGACCCUCCAGCUCAUAGGAACAAGGUUGAGGAAGUGGUAAAGAUGAUGGAGACAGAGCUUGGAAGUGGAUGGAUUUCCCAUAGGAGCUGUAAGGUGUAUCUGUUUAUUUCCUCUCAAAGGAUUAUAGGAUGUCUACUUGCAGAACCGAUAAAAAAAGCAUUUAAACUUCUCACAUGCUCAGAGGAUGGGCGAUCUGAUGGUACUGCUACAAAGGGAAUAGCAAGCCGGAAAUUGACCACCCUCCAAUUUGGGGUUAUUAGUUUGAAAAGGGAAAUAAAUAAAAGAGUCCCUUCUCUUGAUUGUUCUGAGGUGGUGGAUGGUCAUCUCAAUGGAGCAAUUUUCUGUGAAAAUAAAGCUGUACCUGCGGUUUGUGGAAUUAGGGCUGUAUGGGUCACUCCCUCAAACAGAAGAAAACACAUAGCCAGCCAAUUACUGGAUGCUGUGAGGAAAAGUUUCUGCAUGGGUUUUGUCCUUGAACACUCUCAGUUGGCAUUCUCCCAACCAACCUCAGCUGGAAAGGCGUUGGCAUCCAGGUAUAUUGGCACUGGAUCUUUCUUGGUAUACAAAACCAACAAUCUGGACUCAUCGAGAGUAAUUUAAUUAUAAAUAUGUCGGCUUAGUUCCAUCACUUUGAGAACAACGGAACGUAUUUCAGUAGUUGAUUUGAAAUUAGGCUGUACUGUGGAAAUCAUU